Monoraphidium neglectum is the source of this 1665-nucleotide messenger RNA. RefSeq lists its product as hypothetical. Bases 1 to 1665 code for a protein of 554 amino acids. Lineage: Eukaryota; Viridiplantae; Chlorophyta; Chlorophyceae; Sphaeropleales; Selenastraceae. The transcript has 4 exons. The record is from RefSeq and is a predicted model, not a curated record.
AUGUGGGAGGCCGACGCCGAGGGCGCCCCGCGCCGUGCGCGCGCGCGCCUGCACGAGGUCGCGGUGGUCGUGUCGCCGCGCCGCGUGCGCGCGUCUGACCGCGGGCUGGUGGUCGUGGGCGGUGACGUGGCGCUGUCGGGGCUCGCGGCGGAGGCGGAGGGGCUGGAGGAGGCCGCGGCGGCCGGCAAGGGGCGCGCGGGGGGCGUCCUGGAGGGCGUGCUGCAGGACGAGCUGCGGUGGGAAGCCGAGCAGGCGGGCGGCGCCGGCGCGGGCGCCGGCGUGGGCGCGGGCGAGGGCGGCGCCAAGGGCGGCGCCGCCGCCGCGCUGGUCGCGGGGUCGGGCGCGGACGUCAGCCGCCACUUCGACUACUUUGCGUUUGAGGGCGCGGCCGGCGAGCCGCGGUGGAGCCACCGCGCGGGGGCGUUCCACGGGGAGGAGGUGGCGGCGGCCAGCGAGGCGCUGACGCCGCAGCACAGCUUCAAGCUGGACGCCGAGAAGCUGGCGGCGCGGCACUAUGGGGAGCUGUCGUGCCGCGAGUUCCGGGAGAGCGUGCUGCACGCGCUGCCCCACCAGUGGGAGCGCCCCGCGGACACGCGGCUGGAGGAGGCUGCGUUCUUCAGGCACAGGGAGGGGGUGGGCGCGCAGAAGGGCCAGCUGGCGCGCGCGGCGGCGGCGCGCGCGGCGAGCAAGGGCCGCGGCGCGUCUGGCAAGGCGGGGCCCCACUCCAACUGGCUCCUCGGCUCCCACCGCCGCCACAAGGGCCGCCCCUCCGCCCGCGCCGCCGCGCGCGCCGCCGAGCCCGGCGGCGCCGCGGCGCGGCACGCGCACAUGGGCGCCAACGCCAGCGUGCCCAACGCCAUCGUGGCUCACCUGCAGCAGGGCAUCGAGGUGGUGCACCUCUACACAGGCCGCGCCCUGUGUGAGCUGCACCUGGCGCAGGACCAGCUGCAUGUCGACGUCAACGGCGACGGCGUCAUAGACCACAUCGCCCUCUCCGCCGGCGGCCGCGGCGCCUCCGACUCCGACGCCCCGCUGCUGCAGCACGUGCAGACGUCCCGCCACGCGGCGCUCGGCGCCUGCCAGGCGCGCGCGACGAGCGGCGUGCCGCCGAACGAGGAGCUGUGGGUUGCAGACGUGUGCGCACGGCGCCGCGCGGUCGACGAGGCGAUGCUGCCCAUGCGCGGCGAGGAGGCCGGCGGGUUCGUCAACGCGCACGGGCCGGGCGCGGCGGGGCUGACGUUCGCGCCGCCCGCGUUCAUGCCGGUGCCGCGGGCGGACGGCAGCUACAGCCACCUGCGGGGGCAGCACGGCAUCAUCGGGGUCCUGUCCAGCGACGGCGUGGUGACCGCCAUCAGCAGCCACGGCGCGCGGCUCUGGCAGCGCUUCAUGGAUGUGGCCUGGGAUGAGGACCUCAACCCGGACUUCGUCCCUUCCCUCACGCCCCUCACCCUCCGCCGCCACGGCGUCCCUGCUGCCCUGCUGGCCGUCGGCGCCGACGCCGCCGCCGCCGUCAGCGAGCACGGCACCGAGCUGGCGCGGCUGUCGCUGCCGUCGCCGCCGCUGGGGCCGCCUGUCGUGGCGGACUUUGAUGGGGACGGGCUGAGCGACCUGCUGUUUGUAACCCCCGCUGGGCUGUUUGGCUACACCCAGGUCCAGCACCUGUGA